CGUGCAGCCACGCUUCGAGAAGGACACGCGCUCCAGUUAUCCUAAAUUCACGUGUUUCUGUUGAUAUCCAAGUGUUCAUCAGGCUUGAGCCUCGCGAGAAGUGACUGCUACAGUGUUUAUCGGUGCCUGUUAGUGCUUCUGAUCUCAUUAGAAUAUUUUCUUUGCUCCAAAUUGAAACGAAAGAGUUGAACAAAACCUUUAACUCCUUCAUAAUGAUGGGUGAAAUAAUUUUUGUUGUUUAAUUGGGGAAGCAAGGAAGUGUUUAUCGUUGUUGAUGAGUGAUUUUUAAUUUGGGAGGAUCAGAUGGUUCUUCACUGACUUCAAGUGGAGAGAACACAACGGGAAAUUCUCAAGCUUAAUGAGCAAUUACUACUCUUAAAUAUCCCUCUUCACUGCAGAGACCUCUAAACAAAAACAACAAUCGCAAUAAAAUCUAAAACUUCCUCAAACAAAAAAAGAACAAUUUUAAUUUUACGAUUAGAAAAAUAUAAAAGUGCUCCACGGAAGUCUUCAUCAGUGUUUCCAGCUCCCAAAUCAUCACCCCUCCUUGGAAACAGCCCCAAAACCCUCUGCAAACCCCCAAAAUAAAACCUAGCAAUCACAUUGAAGAGUGAUUCCCCAUUGGUCCUCCCAAAACUCCAAAAAUGGAAAUUUACACAUUCGACAAAAGUCUCCAAGAGCGUCUGGUGGAGCUCGAGGAGAUCUUGUCAGGUCGUGGAACAGUGGUUCCCGCAUCGAGGAUAAAACACGAAUGGACGUUCCACGUUGAACUGGUGAUCGAGCCAGUGGGGUGGCAGGCCCUCUGGAAGAUUCCUCGACUGACCUGCCAGGAGUUUGAGAUCCACUACCCGACGAUUGUGGUCGUCCAGGUGGAGAACGUCGACUUCUCCGAGCUGUCGGCACUGGUGAAGAUCGUCGCAGUGCAGGACGAGAUUCACCUGCCAGAGAAGUGCGAUGUUCCGCUGGUAGAGUUGUACCCCACGAGGAACCAGGAGAACUCAGCGAUAGAUGCUGAGGGAACAGCCAAUUGCGUAGACCAGUUGAGGUUCUUCUUCAAUCAUCUGUGGAUGCCAUGGGACACUGAUGACGAUGACACUGCGGACUGGGUGACGAGCCACCUGGAGACGAGGGUCAGACUGUUCUUCGAUAUGAAACGGGGGGAUGUUAAUAAGGACACUUGCGAUAUCAUCAGGACGCUGAUAAGGGAGGGGAAGGAGAUCUCGGCGAAGAUCUCGAGGCUCGAGGAGGACAUCUCCGAUGAGGAGGGCGAGACCAAGUGCCUCGUGGACGAGGACAAGGCUUGUCAGCUCGUCAAGCUGCAUUUCAGGCUCCAGCAGAUCAAGACUGAGAUGGAUGUGCUGGAGAACCCGUCGAUGAGGGACAUGCUCCAACGAAACCCUCAUUCGGGGAUCAAUUCGGGGGAGGUGAAGAGGAGGGAGAGCAGGGGGAGCAAGGUCGAGGCGUAUUUCGUGUGGCAUGGGGGGGAACUGGGGGAGACCAUGGGCAGCCUGGAGAAGGCCAAGGAGUUCCUGCCCCAGGAUGUCUUCAUCAAAACCACCGGAUGCAUGCAGGAGGCUCUUCACAGCUCGGAGACGGGGGACAGAGUUGUCUUGGGUGAGGGCGAACAUUUGAUAUCCGGAGCUGGAGGGUUGGAGGAGGGUGGGAGGAUCGUGGGGAUCGGAGACAGGAGGAGUACAAUUGUGAGUGCCAAGGAGAGCACUUCUGGACCCUCCGUUCUCGAUUUCUCUGGAGGAGAGGUGGUUCUUCAAAAUUUGACUCUCGAUCUUGGUGAACUGCAGGCAGGCAUACUAGUACGAAAAGGCACAGUGAGAAUAAUUGACUGUAGAAUAGUAGCUUCGAAUCAGAGUGUCGUUAAGCUCGGUAUAGUCGUUCUCCCAGAGGGAAAACUUAUUCUUCAGAACUCAUCCUUUGUGGGGCUUGGAACUGCUGUGGUUAUUCACAACACUGGACAAUGCCAGAUGGAAAAUUGUGAUUUCGAGGACUGCAUUGAAGGCCUGCAGCUGCAGGAUGGAGUCGACUUUCAUGCAGUUCGUUGCAGAUUCUCGAAUUUCAAGGAGUACGCCAUUCGCAUGGAGACUGAGAAAUACAUCACUGGGGUGGAGAGCAAGACGGGGAGCAUUGAGCUCCUGAAAGACGUUAGAGAGGUGACCCUCGAGGAGUGCACAUUCGCGAAUAAUCUCAAAGGAGACGUUGCUAUACGACCACGAUUGUCUGUCGCUCUCUCAGCCAAACACGAUAAUGCAAUGGAAAUUGUUCCUUAAACUCUUGAUUUUAAUUCUUUUUUAUGGAAUUUAAUAUCUUGUUUUUAUGGAUUUAACUAGAAGUGGAAUAUUUUUGUAAUGAUUAACUAAUAAAUAGGUUUGGUACCAAAGA
This is a messenger RNA of Diachasma alloeum, 2394 nucleotides long. RefSeq names its product protein nessun dorma (gene nesd). The record is from RefSeq and is a predicted model, not a curated record. The transcript is spliced from 5 exons. Gene Ontology annotation, biological process: male meiosis cytokinesis; spermatogenesis. The coding region runs from base 645 to 2282 and encodes 545 amino acids. NCBI's taxonomy places the organism in Eukaryota, Metazoa, Arthropoda, Insecta, Hymenoptera, Braconidae.